UUGGCUUAACCGCCACAUUACACAUCUCCCAGCAUUGCAAACCCCUCAUCAUCAACACAUCAAAAUGACAGAAUCUCAAGCGUGGGUAUUUGCUCAACGAGGUCUGCCAUGGGACGUCCUCAAUCUCACAAGUCAACCCAUUCCAACUUUACCACCUCCUCUUCCCCUACCAAAAGACGUACCAAAUCCAGAAGAAUGGAUUCUUAUCAAAGUGGCCUUCGUAGGCUUGAAUCCAGGCGCAAUCUUCCAAAUGACUCUCGUUCCACCGUUUCUUCGAAAGUCGGCUUGUGUUCCUGAGAUGGACUUCUCAGGCACAGUGAUCGAUGUCUGGCAUCCUGAUGAUGUAUCCGGAUUAGCACAGUCGAGGAGAUUCAAUAAGGGUGACAAGGUUCUUGCUAUGCUGCCAGCUAGCCACACAUUACCCACUGGAACAGGUGCCUUGGCCGAGUAUGUUCGGCUUCCAGCUAGAUAUGCUGUGAAGAAGCCAGAGGGCGUGAGCUUUGCUGAUGGAGCUGGAUGCUUACUGCCAGGUUUAACGGCACGACAGCUCGUGAAUGAGUCGGGUGCAAAGACAGGCGAUCGUGUUUUGGUCAACGCAGCAAGCGGUGGAAUAGGAUCCCUUGUUAUUCAGAUGUUACGGAAUGUUGUUGGGCCCGAUGGAUACAUCGUUGGUAUCUGCAGCGGAAAGAACCUCGAGUUGGUUAAAAGUAUUGGUGCGAAUGAAGUUAUCGACUAUACUCAGCAUGACCCCCUUUCCAAGCACCUCACCGAAAGAUUCUCAUCAGAACCAUUCAACACCAUCAUCGACACCCUAGGCCACCAAGCACUGUAUCUCGCCUCGCCCUCCUACCUCGUACCCGAUGGCAACUAUUCUUCCGUUGGCAUCAAACCACCCACCUUCUUCGUCCCAGACUUCCUCCGCGCCGUGCUGCAGAUGAAACUCAACGAAUGGUGGCCAGUAUCACCAUGGCUCGGUGGUGCUGGACGAAGAUGGCUGGGUACAUCUAUGAUGAGCCCUACACUUGAGGAUCGUCAGGCUGUCGCUGACAUGUUGGGGCGUGGCGAUAUACAACUGGUCAGAGAUAGUAUCUGGCCGUUUUCGGAGACUAAGGAAGCUUACAGGAAGCUUGGUGGACUUCACGCCAGGGGGAAGAUUCUUGUCAGGGUAGAUGAUAAAGUUGGCGAUGAUGACUGUUAGCUUUGAUUCGUCCAUAGGUUCUGAUAGUACACUCCGCUCUUUGUUCCCUCAUUCGACUCAAAAUGACAAGAAAGUACGUUGAAGUUAUCUUUCGUGUCUUUUUCUUCCUUGGUUAGUCACCUAGUAGCUACUCCUUGGCUGCGAAAGACCACAGGUUUUCAAUCGAUCAAAGAGAAAUUGUAUGUACAAGGUUAGUAAAAAACAAACCUUGAGACUGAAUGAUAUAUUGUCUGAGGAAGAAGUUGCUUACAAUACUCUUAAGUAUAAAUCUUUGCCUUAGCUUCUCACCUUGAUAGUUUUGACUCCUGCUCAUCAGCAUAGUAUCUUUUCUACUUCACCUUUCUGAAGCUUAUAUCCAAUAUUUCUCAUACUUUGGCCUCUGAACCCUUUGCAAAAGGUUCUCGGCCUCUAAUAUGACCUUAGCACUAAUCAAGCG
Messenger RNA from Fusarium redolens, 1634 nucleotides. RefSeq lists its product as uncharacterized. Gene Ontology annotation, molecular function: oxidoreductase activity; zinc ion binding. Bases 65 to 1198 code for a protein of 377 amino acids. The record is from RefSeq and is a predicted model, not a curated record. The transcript has 2 exons. Lineage: Eukaryota; Fungi; Ascomycota; Sordariomycetes; Hypocreales; Nectriaceae. Gene Ontology annotation, cellular component: mitochondrion.